UGACCUCCGUGUUUUCCCCCCUCCCCCUGUCUGUCGACUGGAUUGGCUCGCUUAUCUAUUCUUUGCAUGUGCUCUCUUUCUUGUCUUUCCAUCAUGACCGAUACCUUCGGUUUGGGCUUUCGACGAGAUGCUCUUCUUCGUACUGAUGCUUACGUCGGAUGUAACCGACUGAAGGAUAUCCUGGUAUGGCAACGUAUCGACAACGUUGACUAUCUAUGUUUGCAGGACCCUCGGGACAGUGGUGGACGUAGGCUGAAUUCGCCCACUCCAGGCAUUUUCACUUUUGUUGCGGUUGCGAGUAGCGCUGCUGCUCGGCUCAACAAGUUGUCGGGCGUCGGUGAUUAUCACGCGGCUAAUCCUAAGCCGUUGGCCAAACUUAAAUGGGUACUACAUUUCACUCGUUCUCGAGGUACGCCUUUUCAAGAGGACUGGGAUGCCGGGAUUUCGGUGCUUCAGCAUGCGCAGCAUCUUAAGACUUCUGGUGUUCCCAAUGAUAUGAUAAUUAUUCAUGAAUUGGGGGCUGCAGAGCUGAGAACGACCUCGCGGAUGUUCAAGCCAAAGUCGACUUCUGACAUGGAUGCCGCUACUAGGAAUUACAUCGUGCCUGCAGAGCAUCGCCAGGAGUACAUUGCGACGACCAGAUGAUAUGCUCUUGACCCUAUUGAUAUCAGGUCGUAUACUGGGUGGUCAGUCAUCAUGGGUUCCCUCGCAGAGGAUACAGUGGGUGGUUCUCUGUGUCUAGUAUCAUUUAAGGUGAUACAUUACUUCAUCGCUU
Molecule: messenger RNA, 775 nt
Organism: Desarmillaria tabescens
Lineage: Eukaryota; Fungi; Basidiomycota; Agaricomycetes; Agaricales; Physalacriaceae
Exons: 3
Coding region: 67-645 (192 amino acids)
Source: RefSeq, a predicted model, not a curated record